Molecule: messenger RNA, 2267 nt
Organism: Syngnathus acus (greater pipefish)
Lineage: Eukaryota; Metazoa; Chordata; Actinopteri; Syngnathiformes; Syngnathidae
Gene: tbc1d15
Product: TBC1 domain family, member 15
Exons: 17
Coding region: 85-2100 (671 amino acids)
Biological process (GO): activation of GTPase activity
Molecular function (GO): GTPase activator activity
Source: RefSeq, a predicted model, not a curated record
GUCCAUGAAUGCAUCGCGAGUGCUUACCGGAAGCUGACGUAUAUGUUGUUGUGGCGUUCGACAGGCACGUGACGUGUCGGCGACAUGGCGGCCGAGUCUUCUGCUAAGGUUCUAUUUGAGCAUGAAGGAGUUUUUAUGCAUCCCUGUUGUGAUGAAAAAGACAAGGAAGAAGAUUUUCUUGUUUGUGGUUCACUUCGAAUAGUUGAGAAGGAUGCUGACGUCAUGUUGGAGUUCACGCCUCUUGAGGAUUCCGUGGACCCGUCGCACAUUUUAUGCGCUGCCAAGGACUCCAGCUCGGUCAUGGAGUGGGCCCAAUGCGGCAGCCGGUGUCCGGGCGAGCCGGGUCGGCGGCCUGUGGAGAGCCAGCCGAGCUAUGAGGCUGAGUGGGACCUGAUUAACGCCACGUCUUUCAAGAAGAAGUCCUGCGCUGCAGGCGAGGGUUCCGUGACGGGCGGCCACGAGCGCGGCGGACGCUUCUUCUCGGUCAGCCUCGGUCAGCUCGCAGCCGUCACGCUCCAGGAGGACCUGUGCGGCGACGUGCCCUCGCUGCUCUUCACGCUGAAGGGAUCUUCAUCGCUGCCACCUUUACACUUCCACCAGGGCGGCAGCAGAGAGCUGUUGGACAGCCUGAGGAGAGUCGUCGCGCUCAGCGAGUGCGCGGAGGACGAGUCUCGUCUGCUGAUCAGCUCUCCCGACAAAGUUCUGAGUCAGUCCUUUGAGAAUCUGGUGGAGGAUAACAACUUCGGCCUGGUCCAGAAGUUCCGCAAGGACCCCUACGUGACCACCCUGGGCCGCUUCUCCAAAGUCACCAACUACAUUUUCGACGCCUUCCGUGGCACGGAGGAGCAGCACCAGCGCCCCCCGGAGGAGGUGGCCCACCUACUGGGGGAGAUCAUCCCGGGCCUGGAGAUCAACCAGCAGGAGGAGCCUGGCUUUGAGGUGGUCACUAGGGUGGACCUGGGGACGCGACCGCAGGUGUCACGGAGCGCUCCCGUGUCUGCCGACGCGUGGAACGGACAUCAGGACCAGGACGGUCACUUGAUGCAAGUGGCUCGGCUCCAAGAGUCCAUCUUCAGAGGGGGUCUGUGCCACGCGGUGAGGAAAGAAGCCUGGAAGUUUCUUUUGGGCUAUUUUCCCUGGAACAGCACUCUGGACGAGAGGAAAAGUCUGCAGAGAAGCAAAACGGAUGAAUAUUUCCGCAUGAAGCUGCAGUGGAAGUCGGUGAGCGAGGAGCAGGAGAGAAGGAAUUGCCGGCUUCGAGACUACAGGAGUCUGAUCGAGAAAGAUGUCAACCGUACGGACAGAAGCAACCGGUUCUUCGAGGGGCUGGACACUCCGGGUCUGGUCCUCCUGCACGACGUGCUCAUGACGUACUGCAUGUACGACUUUGACCUGGGUUACGUGCAGGGCAUGAGCGACCUUCUGUCACCCAUCGUCUUCGUCAUGGAGAACGAGGUGGACGCCUUCUGGUGCUUCGUCUCCUUCAUGGAGCACAUGCACCAAAACUUUGAGGAGCAAAUGCAGGGAAUGAAGACUCAGCUGAUCCAGCUCAGUACGCUGCUCAGGCUGCUGGAUCCGUCCUUCUGCAACUAUCUGGAAUCUCAGGAUUCCGGUUAUCUUUAUUUCUGCUUCCGCUGGCUGCUCAUCCGCUUCAAGAGGGAGUUCUCCUUCCACGACGUCCUCAGGCUGUGGGAGGUCAUGUGGACGGGGCUGCCUUGUCACAACUUCCAUCUCUUGCUCUGCUGCGCCAUUCUGGACUCAGAGAAGAGCAAAAUCAUGGAGGAAAAGUUUGGCUUCAACGAGAUCCUCAAACAUGUGAACGAGCUCUCCAUGAAGCUGGACGUGGAAGAAAUCCUUCAGAAGGCUGAAAGCAUCUGGUUGCAGAUCAACCAGUGUCAGGGCCUGCCUCAGGCCGUGCUCAACAUCCUGGCGUCGGACUCUGAAGCUCGCGGUUGCCGCGGCUCCAACCAGCGCGCGGCGUCCUCGGCCGCGCCCAUGGCGGGAGCCUUGCAUCGAGACAAACGUGCCUGCGCCACCUCCAGCGGACACUUGCGAGCCAUGGACUCUCAGAAUCUCAGCAAAGUGGCCUUCAUGUCCUAGCCAAGAUGUUUAUUUUUCUACCACGUGCACGGACGGGAAGUUGCAUCUGGACUCCUUUUGUGAAGCAAAAGACAUUUUUUAGCACGCCGGACGUCACAGCUAUUGUAAACAUACAGUUAUCCUCCACGGCAGGUUUCAAGCAUUAAAAAAAAAACACUUCUACUUUU